Aspergillus heteromorphus CBS 117.55 is the source of this 1959-nucleotide messenger RNA. RefSeq lists its product as uncharacterized. NCBI's taxonomy places the organism in Eukaryota, Fungi, Ascomycota, Eurotiomycetes, Eurotiales, Aspergillaceae. Bases 1 to 1959 code for a protein of 652 amino acids. The transcript is spliced from 3 exons. The record is from RefSeq and is a predicted model, not a curated record.
AUGGCCUCAACAACUUUGAUGACCUUCCUACUCUCCACCAAUCCCUAUGUCAAGUCUGUCAAGCUUCUGGGGUCAUGGGACAACUUCGCCCAGCCCUAUAUCAUGCAAAGAGACAAGCGGGUUGGCGCAGGCCAGUGGAGGGGAUGUCACACCUUCACCAACAUCGUGUGUGAUGGCUCGCCGACGCAUAUGACUCCAGCGCGCUCCGGAGGGCUCAAAAUGGGCGGCACAUACUGGUAUUAUUAUCUCUUGGAUGAGGAUAUGGAAUACUUUAACGAGGCGGAGCCUGUGACUACGCAUUGUCCAUUCCUUCCGGGCCAACCUGUCAACGUUCUCCAUGUCCCAAUUAUCCUUCCAGACACACUUCCGACGUUCACCCACGCGAGGAGCCCCAGCUUCCAGCAAGCGGAUCAGCGGACUAUGAACCCUGACGAUAAAUAUAUGAACCCUCGUCGUCCCCCGAAGCCGAAGCUUCCUCGUCUUCGCACGUCUCCCCCGCUAUUACAGCAACCAGCGCCGGCGUGGUCCUUCAGUACUUCCCCUCUCGGCAUCAUCACCCACCGAGGGGCGUCCCAGCCUACCAGCGCCACGCCCAAGGUCAAGUGCUUAGAUGCGCCGAGAGGAUCAGGGAGCAAGACCGCUCGCUCUGUGUCUCCUCCAAGAUCGCGCGGCCUUCGAGCUGCAUUUCGACAUUGGAAUACAUCUUCACCCGACCUGGGCGAUCCGGGCGAUCAGGAUGGGCAGGCGGCCAAGCCCGCUGCACCGCAUGGGCUUUUAGGGCUGCUUCAUGGUCAUGAAAAGACUCAUGAGCAUCACCACCGGCUUGGCAGCAAUCCGGGUACUGCUUUGGAGCAUCCUUCGUCCGUUGAUCAUCGGAAAGAGCACCUAGACACCACUGACUCCCUUCUCCCGAGACCCGCAACUUCCGUGGAUCGCCGCUCAAUGCCCUUGACGAUCCAAGACCGCCGUGCAUUGAACGCAAAGCUGGCGGAACACGCCUCGCAGAGACCGCCCUUGACCCUGCACUCGAGCCCUGAAAAUGGAGGUGUCGGAAACCGCGCGAAUCAAGGGACGUAUCUAAAUAUAAGCAGAAGAUCCCUCCCUUUGGAAUCCCCUUCCAUGUUGCCCACCGCCAUUGGACCUUCGAUGUCCCCCGGGUCCUCCGAAUUGGCUACGACGCCAACGAACUUUACCUUCAGCGAGAAGAGACUCCCGACACUCCCCAACACACCUUCGUCGGUCAUGGACGAAGCGCUACGAGAACUCGAUGCCCGGGAGAAUGGUUUUGAUCCCGAGACCCUAUGCAGCCAUUUCUCGGAUUUCACCGAUACCGAGUCUGUCCCCGGCAGCUCGGUUUGCGAGAGAAGCCACUUUUCCGAAUGGAGCACCGAUACAGAUCUGGUGUCUCCCGAGUCGAUGACAUGUUCGUUAUCCUUCAACCAGCACCCCCCGAUGCCGCAUAUUCCCGAAAUAAUGGGCACCAUGGACUUCCUCAAGACGUCCAUGCCUGCUGAAAUGAGCGAUCCGGAUACCCCCCACCUCACCGUCAAUUCAAAAUCCACGGCGACCUCGAUUGCGGGCGACUCUCCGCUGCUGGAUCACCCGCUCCCUCGUCUUACGAUCUCGUUGUCCCCGUCGGAUCUCGACAUCCCUGGUCUCUGCAUCGACGACGAGGGCCAGGUGGAAAGCAACCCCAAGCGCCACGCCGCGUUUUUCGGGGCGGAUGAAUCGAUCAGAGGCCUCGGUCUCUUGCAGAGUCCGGAUCCGACCACGCUGCAGUUUCCCGAGGGUGUGAGGGGUGACGUGGCGGCUCAAGCGGACGAAGGAAUCGCGACGUCCCGCAAGAGUUACGACCGCCUCAGCAGACUCUCGAUCGUGGGGCAGUCGGCCGCGAUGCGCGAAAUGAUGGACGAGCUGAGUUAUCUGAAAACAGUUAUUGAAUCCGGGUCCAGUAUCUGA